Molecule: messenger RNA, 5784 nt
Organism: Biomphalaria glabrata
Lineage: Eukaryota; Metazoa; Mollusca; Gastropoda; Planorbidae
Exons: 26
Coding region: 72-5729 (1885 amino acids)
Biological process (GO): mitotic sister chromatid separation; protein phosphorylation; intercellular bridge organization
Cellular component (GO): midbody; kinetochore; intercellular bridge
Molecular function (GO): ATP binding; protein binding; protein kinase activity
Source: RefSeq, a predicted model, not a curated record
CUAAUUGUGCGUGCUGAAAGAGUUACUUGACAAAAAGACUUUACCGCUGUUAAUCCGAAAAAUCCAUAAAGAUGGCUGCUGAGAAGUCACGGAAGAUAUUUGGCCAGAUGAAAAGUUUCCUUGACAAAUAUACGACAUCAAAUCAAUACUAUAUGAACCUGAUUGAGCUGGGUGAUGUUGAGGAAUCAGAUACCUUAGGAGCUGCACUGCAUAGGGAAGCAGUGAAAGGCAACAGACGUGCUCUGAAGAAAAUAUUACAAUCUGCUAUUUGUGUUGACUACCCUAAUGAUAAAGGACAGAGCCCGUUGUUUUGUGCAUGUGCCAGGAAUGUUGAGAACACUGCUUUAUUACUGUUACGCCACGGAGCUAAUCCUAAUGAAAAAAGUUUUGAUGGUCUGACUCCUACCCAUGCAGUCUGUUACAUGGCCAAUGUCAGGCUCCUGGGAAAGCUGAUAGAGGUGGGUGCUGACCUGAGGCUCCACGACAAUGAGGGAAAAACUGUGAGGGACUGGGCUGAGCUGAACCCAGACCCUGGCGCUAGAAACAGGAUGAUAGAUUUCUUGGACAGGACACAUGUUUAUGCCAUGACUUUUUGUGGAGAUUCUGUUAGCUUGGACAGAUUCACCAAAUAUGCUCGCAGAGCUCACCAGAAAACGUCUUUGAUGGAAAUCAUGAAAAUGAAAACUGGAAGUGACACAAGCUUUAAUAACCUAAAGCGUGUUCACAGCAUGGGGUUUGGAAAAGUAUAUCUCGGUAGUGACCAGAGUGGAGGAAUUAUUUCCGUCAUUCCAAUGAUCAGUGAAUUGGUUCUGUAUGCUGUUGACGACACUCGAUUUGAAACAGGAUCUGUGUCAUAUAUGGAAAAAAUGACUUGGUUGAAGACCACAGUCACAGUCAAACAGGUCAACCCUGAUGUCCAACACUCUGAUGGGAUAGAUCUUCUUAUAACAGAUGCAGAAUAUUUGGGAAAAAUUCGUCACCCAAAUGUUCUGUUGUUGAUGGCUAUCUGUCAGUCAGUGAAUUUUGACAGUUUGAUGUUGGUCUUUGAAAAUAUCAAAAACUGUAACCUGUUUCACUUUUUACAUGAGAAAGGGCAUCGUAUGACGUACUCUCAAGAAAUGAAUCUAGUUUUGCAAGUGUCUUCAGCCAUGGAAUUUAUUCACAGUCAGAGUUUGAUACAUUGUGGGUUGUCCUCUUUGGCUAUCUACCUCGUCUCUGAGAACUACAUUAAAGUUGGCAACUUUGAGUUCAUGGUAGAAAGUAUCAAGGCCAAUAUGGGUAGAAUCAGUUCUGUAUCCUCUGUUCCCCACGGCCAGAAUCUGUACAACUGGAUGGCCCCAGAACUCAUCGCGGGUAAAUCCCCUUGCUUCUCAUCUGACGUCUACAGCUUCUGUUCUAUUGUCUGGGAAUUGUUUUCAGGAGAGCUUCCAUGGAGAGACUACCAGCCCGAAGCCAUCAGGCAAAAAGUUGUUGACUCUGGCAAGACGUUAAACCUGAAUGUCGCCAGACUGCCCCUGAAACUGAGAACUCUGGUUGGCUACGGCUUGGUGCAUCGCCAUGAUGAGAGGUUACAGAAAUUUACCAACAUACUGGAGUGGCUUAGUCCAGAUACUUAUGGGACGGAUUCCAAAGGGAAAAACAGAUCGGCCAAUUUUGCAACACAGAGAAAACAGUCCUCCUCCUCUUCUCAUAGUUCAUCCGCUGCUGAUGAUGACAUGGCUGCUUGGACCCAGGACAAUUUGUGUUUCUCAACAAGAGCUAGCAGUCUGGAGCAUGGAGACUCAAGUCUUGUUGAAAAGCCUGCAACUUUAAGUGAUAGUGAAACUAGAAAUUCUCUAGAACUUUCUGUCGAACAAAGCAAUGACAUCCUAUUAGAUGAUUCAGAUUCAAAUUCACCAAGUCCUGUCACAAAUAAGAUGACUAGAGACUUGAAAGUCAAGCCUGCGUCACAUUUCUCACAUCAGUGGCCACUCCUCAAGUCAAACCCUGGAAGUGCAUGUCUAUUACAUCAUGAGGCAAACAAACUUGGAUCCUGCGGGGAUGGAGAGAGAGCUUCGACUUUACCAAGUGAUUUCAUAUCUCACUCGCAGCAGAAGACACCAAAAGAUUGCAGCGUGAAUGAAGCUGACACACCACCAAAAAACUAUGUGAAAACUUUAACAUCUAGCUUCCAGCAACGCUUAAAUCAACACCGCCUCCGUCAAGCUAUCCUAAAAGGAAGCAUGGCACCCAAAGGAAGCACAGAUUCUGAAUCUCUAAGUGAAUUAGGUCCCAAUGACUCCUCACUAAACAAAGAUACGACUAAGUUAUCAUCAGUAGAUCUCGGCAAUCUCAGCUCAACACCAGUGGUCAAAUGUUCCAGCACACCCAAGUGUUCUGACACAAACCCAGCCAAGCCCCAGUUGCCUCUCGUCUCUGACUCUGUAGUGAACAGAGCUAGGAAUGCACUCUGUGAACUGUAUGGGGACCACAACAAGGGAGAUAAUAACAAGGGAGACUAUAAGCGUUUGAAAGUGGUCCCUAAGGUCAAAACAAAUCUAGUGGUCACAGAUGACCGCAGUAGACACCAAGCUUUUCUUGAUGAGCUUCAGCUGGUUCACUCUAGAAUUGUUUCGUCAUCAGGAGCUGACUAUCAGUCCCCCAUCAUACAAGUGUGUGAGAAGAAUCCCAGUGAUUCAGGCAUAGGACCCAGCUGUCCAAAGUCUGAUGUCCCCGCAGAAGGAGCCAAAGAGAGUUCUAUUCUAGACGGCUUUGGUGACAGUAUGCUAAACAGUCUGACGGAAGGCUUUCUGGAUGAUUCUUUCUGGGACCUACUUCCUGCUAGUCAGAAACCGGAGCAUGUGGGGGAUGCUGGGAAACAUGAUUUUGUAGACGCUGCUGGUAGAACAAAGGAAGUGGAUGCUGCCGAUAAACAGGAGGACUGCAAUGUGGCAGUUGGUCAGUCAGCUGUUAAAGCAUGCGGAGACAAAAUAAUGUAUCCACAUGCUGCCGAGCACAAAGAUGUUACAACGAGCUCACAACCUGAUCUUCAUACUGGCAAGUUGAAUCAGACAUUCUCGUAUCAGACUUCUCAUUACGACACAUUGACUAGUGUUACACAGGAGACAAGUGAGACAUUGUAUCCUGAAGGAAGACAGGUCAGUAACAUUGAAGUCUUGAAGAAGUCUGAAUCAGGAGGAGAUAAUCUAGGUGAAGAUGUUAACAUGAAGGCUGGUGAUUUUGGGAGUGAGUUUGAUUUCUUAGAGUACUACAUAGAUGAUGAUUUUGAUUAUACAGAGAAACCCCCAGCUUUUGUCACACCAGGAGUUGACUCUAGACAACUGAUAGAAUCAACACUUGGGUGUACUACUAACAAAGAAGCUGACUUUAGACAACUGUCAACACUUGGACGUUAUGCAGAUACAGAAGUUGACUCUAGACAGCGGUCAACACUUGGACAUUAUGCAGAUACAGAAGCUGACUCUAGACAACAGUCAACACUUGGACAUUAUGCAGAUACAGAAGCUGACUCUAGACAGCGGUCAACACUUGGACAUUAUGCAGAUACAGAAGUUGACUCUAGACAAUGGUCAACUCUUGGUUGUACUAUAGAUGCUAAGCAGGAAUGUGAUGCCAUCACUAGGGAACAGCAAGAGAAAGCAUCUUCAAGUGCUUGGAUCUUUGAGAAGCCACCCAUUGUUCCUUGUAAAUUUCCAACCAACAGUAAUGGUGGGCUCCAUCGUGGGAAUAUGUCCCAGUCUGCCCUCACAGACGAGGACAAAGUGACCCGGUUUCCGCCAAAGAGAAGCAAAAGUGAGAAGGACGUUGUCCAGCAACAAGUCCAAGUUUCCGUUUGCCCAAGGUCACCUCUGUUCAUGAGAGCUGGAAACACGACCUCAAAGGUCAGAGACGGUGUGCCGGCCAAGACCUUGACCAAAGCCAGUACUUCCGCUAGUGUGAGAUAUGGUCACAGUGACCCUAGCCUUAGUUGUAGCGGGGUUGAGGUGGAUAAAAGGAAUGUACUCGAUAAGGAUGAUGAUACUCUGGUUGAGGUGGAUGGUGCCUCCUUGGAGGAGGACGUAUUGCACAACAAAAACAUUGAACCUGUCACACCAGUUGAGAGACCAGCCGAGAGAGAAGAUCAAACUUCUGCCGCAAAAGCUAUUUUUGUAACUACGGCUCAAACUCAGACAAACUCCAGCACAUUUUCUAAUAAUAUUGCUAUUGGCCAAGAUCAAACUUCUGCCGCAAAAGCUAUUUUUGUAACUACGGCUCAAACUCAGGCAAACUCCAGCACAUUUUCUAAUAAUAUUGCUACUGGCCAAUCUUCAAUGCCACAAUUCGCUGGCAGGACUAACGAUGAUGAUGACGCAGAUAUUUGGGUUAGCACCCAACUCAGGUAUAUACAAGAGAAGAUACAACGCCGGAAAAACAAGAUUGACAUGGCAGGCAGUGACGAUGACAUUGCGAAUGACAUUGACAGUGAGCUUAACAAAUCUUCCUCUGACGGCACCGAGCAACGUAAACAACUUGGCAGAUGGAAUGCACCAGAAAACUUAGAAGAAGAUCCAGUGCUAAAUUUUGAGGCACAGACUGAAGAGCAAGAGUACGUAGCAUGGGGCCAAGGAGUAAGCUGUGGAGAGCUUCAGAGAGUCAUAUCAGAGAGUGAGGAGAAGAAGAGCGUAGCUACAAGUACAACUGGUCUUCAUUCCAAGAAACACAAACAGAAAUCAUCUCACCCCCAUCACAGAAAGUCAAAGGAGGACAGAAUCAGUGCUGACAUUACACAAGGCAGGCUUGAAACCAGACCACCUUCUAUUUUACGUAAGAACGGCCAGCAUGGAAAUAUCUGCAGAGAAACUGGUCCACCAUCUGCUCUCACACGGAUGAGAUCCAACUUGUCAACCAGCCAUGGUUCACGCUCCGCUGACCGUGUUAUCAGCUUUAAAGAUUUGAGAGAAUCAGAGGAUCCUCCAUGUCCAGAUGUCAAAGAGUUAGCUGGCCCCUCACGGCCUGUGAUGGAAGAAACACUCCUAACAAGAACACGUCCUGUUCCAGCAGAACGGAGUCUCGUUGACCAUGGUCACUAUUCUAGUACUGUGACCACUUGGUUGGAGAGACACAACUUUGAGGACACUAGUACACUGAACAGCCCUCAACUCUGUAAGGAUAAAAAACCAGUGUCACGUCAAGUAAACAAACUUUGUCAGGAAGCCAGCACAAGCAACUCAAAGCAGAGCAUCCCAUCCAAAGCAUCCACUGAUAGGCCAGUAACAUCACAAAGAAAGUGUUGUAGACUUACACAUGAGUCGACUAGCCAGCAUUCUCUGACAAAGAAACUGAACAGGUCACUGUUACCUGAGGAAGAUUUGGUGCAAAAAGAUGCUGAUCACCUAAACGGUCUCUUGUCCAGGGUGAAAACUUCUGAGACACUCGCUAAAACAAGCUUGACGAAUUGCAGCACGAAUGAACAUUAUGUGACAUUUCAACUAGAAACUCCAAUGAAACAACAGUCCAAAGCAACCAAUGCAAUGAAGAGAUCAAGUACUGGUCUUCACAGGUUUUAUAUUCCUCGAGACAUGUGGUCCAAUGGUUGUAAAACAAGACUGGAUGUCCGCACAAGUCCAACCCAUCCCGACUGCCAGAGAGUGACAACCACUGCCCUCAACACUAGGACAGGAGAGAUAGAGACUUUGAUGGACCAGACGAUUUGUUCUGACAGACUCAGGACAACUAUCCAGAUAGAUUGAUCCCAUGUGACCAUACAGGGAUGCGUAGUACAUUUUAGAGUUCCCUUUCAAUAAA